UCUGAGAUCUAGCUGUGCUUAGUAAGGUAACUCUAGAGAAUGCUCGAAUGAAUCAGAAAAAUGGCAGCGCCCUUCAGAUCUUGGCUUACAACAAAUCUGCGUAAUAGAUGCUUUCCGUGGUUUAUUGAACUUCAAUCUAAUCACGGCCAGAUCAAUCCAUUUGUCAAAAAUACCAGGAAACUAUCAACGGACUUUUUGGGGCACAGACCAUUAUUUACAGUCAAUUCUAUAUUUACAUUGUGCAGAAACCGUACUUUCACUUUGUCCAAAAAUAUUUUCAGAACAAGGUACUUUUCAUCAAACUCGGACAGAACUUGUUGGAAGUGUGGGAAUAAGGUUGACAAUAAUGAGGAGCUUCUCUUUUGUAAAUGUGGAGUUGUGCAGGAGGUAAAGGGGCUGAAUUUCUUUGAAUUGAUGGGGUAUCCCGAAUCAUUUGACAUUGACACAAAGUCGCUGACACAGAGAUAUCGAGAUCUACAGAGACAGCUCCACCCAGACAAGUAUAGCCUGAAAAGCGAGAAAGAAAAACAGAUAGCAGAGGAGCAGUCGUCUUACGUGAACAAGGCUUACUUCACCCUGCUGAAGCCCCUCCCCCGGGCCCUGUACCUGCUGGAGAGGCGGGGGGUCCCGAUCGAGGAGGACAACACCAGCGUGGACCAGGGCUUCCUGAUGGAGGUCAUGGAGAUAAACGAAGAGAUAAUGGACGCCGACACGCCUGACUCACUCCAGCCCAUCCAGAUGUCAAAUGAUGCCAACAUGAAGAAAUGUGUGAUGGAAAUAUCUAAAGCUUUCAGCGAUAACGAUAAUCAAAGAGCAAAGGACUGGACUGUUAAAUUAAAAUACUUCAACAACAUUAACGAUAAAAUAAUUAGUAUUCAUCAGAAACAUUUUGGUGCUCAUUAGUAAUCAGUAUUGGAUAAAGGUUUGAAUAAUAA
Saccostrea cuccullata (small rock oyster) is the source of this 935-nucleotide messenger RNA. Its product is annotated as iron-sulfur cluster co-chaperone protein HscB-like. The record is from RefSeq and is a predicted model, not a curated record. Gene Ontology annotation, molecular function: ATPase activator activity; protein-folding chaperone binding. Bases 61 to 903 code for a protein of 280 amino acids. Gene Ontology annotation, cellular component: mitochondrion. Gene Ontology annotation, biological process: [2Fe-2S] cluster assembly; protein complex oligomerization. Lineage: Eukaryota; Metazoa; Mollusca; Bivalvia; Ostreida; Ostreidae. The transcript is spliced from 2 exons.